AUGGCGGAAACCGCGAGCAAUGCCGACUCGAGCCAGCAGAAACUGGCCGCCCCCAAGGACAAGAACUGUCCCUACUGUGGCCAAGCCUUCACUUCUUCCUCCCUUGGCCGGCACCUCGAUCUCUAUAUCAAGGAAAAGAACCCGAAGCCUCCAGAUGGAAUUCACGACGUUGACGCCAUCAAGCGUCUGCGAGGAAGCAUCACGCGGAGACAGCCUAGGGGUUCGUUGGGCACGAGGAACGUCUCAACCCCGGCCAGUACACCAAGGCCUACCCAGUCCAAGCGGGACGCCACGCAAGAUGCCGAAUCUCACCAAUCUCCAGCCCUGCCCAAAGAUGGCCAAUAUGCCGUUGACUCGACGCUCAGCAAGUACCCCUGGACCCCUUCCUGGGAGACCACAGGCGUCAUGAACAACAUCCCCCCCAAAAACGGCGAUGUUGCUACAUCUACCGACGGGGAGGGAAGCCAGAAUGCGGGAAAGAGGCCGAGGCAAGUGAGCAAGCAGGUGAUGCAAAAGGCACAGUUCGAUGUGAAGCACAAACUCGCCGAUGCUAUGGACACCGCUCGCGCCGCGGAGCUCGCUUUGAGAGAGCUCUUGAGCUCUUGGAGAGCAGCCAAGCAACACAUCGACAAUAAUUCCAUGCCUUUUGAGUUUGACCCUCUCGCCCUCGACUUCCCUGCAUUGACGUUGCAGUGUCUCGCCUCGCCGCCCACUCUCUUCUCUUCCACACAGCAUCCCACCUCCACCUCUUGGUCCGUCCAAUCACCCGGCCAAAGAGAGUACGAUGCGCUGAGGGCUUUCUUCCAUGAAGAGUUCAGCAAUUGGAAGGUCACUUGUGCCACUGCUACCACGGCGGCAAUGGAGGAUUUAACAUAUCCCCCCCGUGAGGGCCCGGUCCGAGACACCCGCGAGGCUGUGAAGAAAGCUGAAAAGUCGGCGGAAACCCUCGAGAAACAAGUCAAUGAGCAUCUGCAGUCAGCCUUUGCUGUUUGGACCUCUCUGCCCGUUCAGAGGCGAAACGAGCUAUGGCUCUUGGAAAUGGCAAGAAGCGUGGGUAGGAAGCAGACCGAGAUUGACAAGAUGAAGGACGACCAACACAGGCUACAGCAAGAGAACGCCAACCUGAAGUCUCAAAUUGACCAGCUGAACCGUCUGCAACAGCCCCGCGAAUUCAAACUCUUCUCUCCAGCCACGGUUCCCUUGGAGCGUCAACUUCUGACCCAUGUCUUGGAGGCAGGCAUCAAGAGCGGUGGCCGAGGCGUCGGCUUGCGGUUGGAGGAUCGACAAUUAGAUCUUAAUGAUGUUGUUGUGAGGGCAAUCGAACGGUGGAAGACAGUUAUCAGCAUGAACCGUGUUGCCAACAGUGGCAUGAAUGCUCAGAGGGCUCUGGACCAAACAAACAGCAACACAUCGACGCCGGCUCCGACUCCUCAACAACAGCAGCAGCAGCAGCAGCAGCAGCAGCAGCAGCAGCAGCAACAGCAGCAGCAACAGCAACAACAGAGUCAACAACGCCAGCAGCAGCAGCAACAACAACAACAACAGCAUCAACAACAACAAGCGCAGUCGUCGCAACAACAGCUUCAACAGCAACAAGCACAACAGUUUCCCAGCCCCAAUCAACGGCAAUCAACAACGAGUAUCACUGGCAAUAGCGACCCGGGCGCAACGACCAGCGGUCCGCCUUCAAUCGACGAUGCGAGCGACCAGGAUGCUGAUGGGGAUGCCGAUGGAGACGCCGACGCCGACGCUGAGAUGGAGGAUGAUGACAGUUUUGCCGUAAUGGAUACGCCCACUACAAAAUCCAUGCCGCAGCAGCCAAUGCAGCGACAGGCCACUCUCGAGGUGCCGCGGACGAGGCAGGUGCAGCAGAGGGGUGCGAGUGAUGCGCGGUUCAUGAUGCAGAACGGCAAUCCGAAUGCGAAUCGAGGCGGAAUCAACAUGAGCCGGUCAAUGCCGAACAUGCAAGCAGCGAUGCAGGGCAUGCAUGGUGGCGACAUGGGAUUGGCUAUGACCCAGGUGAGAGGCGAUCCAAUGUACAUGGAUUAA
This is a messenger RNA of Colletotrichum higginsianum IMI 349063, 2049 nucleotides long. RefSeq lists its product as uncharacterized. The transcript has 2 exons. The coding region runs from base 1 to 2049 and encodes 682 amino acids. The record is from RefSeq and is a predicted model, not a curated record. Gene Ontology annotation, biological process: regulation of gene expression. Lineage: Eukaryota; Fungi; Ascomycota; Sordariomycetes; Glomerellales; Glomerellaceae. Gene Ontology annotation, cellular component: nucleus.